AUGGUUACCUCUAGCUCUGGCGGUGAACCUUUUUAUGGGGAUUGUCCCACCUCUUACACUAAUUUGGAUGUUAAUACUACUGCUCAACCUACUUGUACUGUCAUUCCCACAGGAGUUUAUGGCCAACUCCGGAGCCCUGCCUGCCCUCCUCCUCCAGAAGAUUUAAGAGAUGAUGGAUCUCCGCCUCCGGGUGCGCCUCAAACCAAUUAUCUUCAGCAAUUGCAGAGGAGUCCCGCGUACCACCAUUUAAAAGAAGGUUUUAAAGGUUCGUGUCCUCCUGGCACUGACUCGUCGGGGGGUAAUUUUGGAGCGAUGGAAAAUAACCUGCCAACAUUAAACAACGACGAUGGGUCCCAUCUUUUCCAAACUCCACAUUUCUCGCCUGAUGAACAUGAGUAUCAAGCUCUGGAUAGCCAUCAGCAGAAUUACCUAGAUAAUUCACCUGAAUUUUAUUCUAAUCAUAUAUUAGAGCAGAAAUAUAAUCCACAUAGUUAUGUUAAGAAUUAUGUUAGAGGUGCUGGACGAUUCAACGACGCAUACUCAGAUACCUACGGAACGCCGUACGAUACGACGCCCUUCCAGACUGUGCCCAGUGGUGCCAAUAGUGGGCCAGAACAAUGGGGGCAUAACCACGAAUUAACGUUAGGUCAUCAUCCCCAUACACAUCCUGCAUUUUUAACGGCAGGAAUGACAAGAGAUCAACUGAACGCAAUCCAAGAUACUAAGCCUAUGAUUCAAAAUGGCAUGAUUACUGGAUAUCCUGGAAAUCCUGCCACUGGAGGACCAUGUUUUACAGGUUCAGGACCGAUUCAACUUUGGCAAUUCCUCCUAGAGCUUCUUACCGAUAAGUCUUGUCAAGCUUUCAUUUCUUGGACCGGUGAUGGCUGGGAGUUUAAGCUGACGGAUCCGGAUGAAGUUGCAAGGCGAUGGGGUAUCAGAAAGAAUAAGCCCAAGAUGAACUAUGAGAAAUUGUCACGCGGUCUUCGCUAUUAUUAUGAUAAGAAUAUAAUACACAAGACUGCCGGUAAACGUUACGUUUACCGAUUCGUAUGUGAUCUGCAAACGUUGCUGGGAUACACUCCCGAAGAGCUUCACGCUAUGGUUGACUUGAAGCCAGAAAAGAAAGAAGAUGACUGA
This is a messenger RNA of Diabrotica balteata, 1137 nucleotides long. The record is from the annotation of a GenBank genome assembly. Lineage: Eukaryota; Metazoa; Arthropoda; Insecta; Coleoptera; Chrysomelidae.